Messenger RNA from Megalops cyprinoides (Indo-Pacific tarpon), 2336 nucleotides. It is a transcript of the gene snrnp70, whose product is annotated as small nuclear ribonucleoprotein 70 (U1). Lineage: Eukaryota; Metazoa; Chordata; Actinopteri; Elopiformes; Megalopidae. Gene Ontology annotation, cellular component: U1 snRNP; U2-type prespliceosome; precatalytic spliceosome. Gene Ontology annotation, biological process: mRNA splicing, via spliceosome. Gene Ontology annotation, molecular function: mRNA binding; U1 snRNA binding. The record is from RefSeq and is a predicted model, not a curated record. The transcript is spliced from 10 exons. Bases 277 to 1782 code for a protein of 501 amino acids.
AAACGAGUUAAAUGCGGAAGGGGAAUAACAGGACACGAUUGAUUGUUUUAAAUCAUAAGUAGUCGUUGGACGCUGGUGAGAGUAAGAUUUAAAGUUAUCCGAAUCACACAAUACUGCCAUUUAAGGACACAUCGCAUUGGCAUUAGCCAGGGAAACACAUUACGAUUGCUGGCUAAUAUACGUUAGUAGUAUUGUCCGUCGUGCUUUGUGUGACUCAACUUUGGGGUUUGGACCAUCACGGUUGAUGAGACUGAAUGCCGAAAACUGAGGUGAAAGAUGACACAGUUUCUGCCCCCAAACCUGCUGGCACUCUUUGCCCCGCGGGACCCUAUACCAUAUCUGCCUCAGCUGGAGAAACUGCCCCACGAGAAGCACCAUAACCAACCCUACUGCGGCAUCGCCCCAUUUAUCAAACACUUCGAGGACCCCCGUGAUGCCCCCCUUCCCACCAGAGCUGAGACCAGAGAAGAGAGGCUGGCAAGAAAGAGACGAGAGAAGGCUGAGCGGAGACAAGCCGUCCUGGAGACUGAGCUACAGAUAUGGGAUCCACACAAUGACCCCAAUGCCCAGGGGGAUGCCUUCAGGACCUUGUUUGUUGCAAGAGUGAACUACGAUACCACAGAGUCCAAGCUUCGCCGUGAGUUUGAGGUCUAUGGACCAAUUAAGCGGAUCUACCUCGUUUACAACAAGAAGACAAGCAAACCCAGGGGAUAUGCCUUCAUAGAGUACGAGCAUGAGAGAGACAUGCACUCUGCCUACAAACAUGCUGAUGGAAAGAAGAUUGAUGGAAGGAGGGUGCUGGUGGACGUGGAGAGAGGGCGAACAGUCAAGGGAUGGCAACCCCGCAGGCUGGGUGGCGGUCUGGGUGGCACAAGGAGGGGAGGCCCUGACGUCAACAUUAAGCAUUCUGGGAGAGAUGACGCUUCUCGUUAUGACGAGAGACCGAUAGGAGGGGAGCGGGACCGAGAGCGGGGCAGCGACCGCCGGGCGGACCGGAGCAGAGAGAGGGACCGAGAGAAGGACAGGGGUGACAGGAGGAGGUCCCGCUCCAGAGAGAGACGCCGCCGCAGCUCGCGUUCCAGGGAGAGAGAGAGGGGCGACAGAGGAGCAGCGGGAGCAGGCGUGGGUGUCGGGGGCAUUGGGGAUGAGAGUGGAGGCAGCAGGCGGAGAGACCGGGAGAGGGAGAGAGAAAGAGGAGGGGGAGGAGAGGACGGCAGAAGCAGAGAGAGGAGCAGGGAUAGGGAUAGGGAGAGGAAGAGGAGGAGCAGGAGCAGGGAGAGGAAGCGGGACAGGGAGCGAGGAAAGGGAGCUGGUCAGGAAGGAGGGGAAGGAGGGAUGGGGUCAGGAAAUGGCUUUGGAGAUGGGGGGGAGAGGAUGUUGGACGACCCCAAUUCAGCAGAUCCCAAUAAUCUCAGCCGGGAUGAAGGGAAUGUGGAAGGGGAGGAGAGAGGGAGGGAUCGAGGGGAGCGAGAUCGCGACAGGGAACGAGACAGGAGGCGAAGUCACAGGGACAAAGACAGAGACCGGGACAGAGAGAGGAGGAGGGGGGACCGAGACCGAGAGCACAAGAAGGACAGAGCUGACCGUGAGAGGGGUGGAGAGAGGACGGAGGAGCAACAGCCCUAUCUCGGUCAGGAGGCGGGCAGCAAUGGCGAGGACCGGCCUAUGGGAGACGAGGGCUCUCAGAAUGGGAUGAUGGAGCAGGAGUCAGGGGAGUGUGGGGAGGGGUACAUAUCAAAUGAAAAUGGACACAUGAUGGAGCCACAGGUGGAGGGGUACUGAGAGCUCAUGUUCAUAUUGUACGUGGUGCCUGGCUGUGAAGAACUCAACACUAGAACAGUAAGUGUUCUGAUGUCUUUGUCCAAAUCCCUGGCUAUUUUCUGAACCCUGACUGAACUGAAUGCCCGCGUAAGCAGUUUUUGUCCUUUAUGUACACGAUGUUGCACAAUGCACCACUGGGAGCAUAUAGCACAAUAUUUAAAACAAUAUUAAGUCCAAAUGGUUUCCCGAUCUGAAGAACCUUGUGUUGAAACGCAGCGUAACACUGUUGUCUUUUUAAGUCACUUAUUUAGAAUUAAGCCUGUUCUUCAGCUCAGUUAAAGGGCCUAGCUUUGGGUCAGUCUUGGUUCCAUCCAACAGUGCCUGUCACGAAAACUAACAGUUGAACGAUUACAGCUUUUACAAUAAUUUUUAGUAAAAACUGCUUUUGUUACCUAAUUUAUGAUCUUUUGGUCUGUUUGACUCUUGUCACUAUGUGGUUUAGGACUACUGUGUACACCACAUGAGGCAAUAUUUGUUUAUACUCACAGGCUAUGAAAUUAGCAAUUUUUUAAAUG